GUCUCUGAAGUAUUAUACUCAUCUUUUUUUCUUGUUUUGUAUGAUGAUCUUGUGGGAGGAAAGUGGUUUUUACAUUUUUACCAUAAAAGUGUCUUUGAUUUCUAAGUUGCAGUUGAAGGAGAAGCUGCAUCUUGUUUUAUUUAUUAGAGAGUAAAAAAAAAAUGUAUUUUUCAUGGCUGUUAUUGAGUUUGUGAAAAUGGGUUGAUGAAGCUUAUAAAAAUGAAUAUCUCAGGUUGAGCACAAAUUGGAUUAAAAUGUGGACAAUGAUCACAGAGCUUAAUUAAAAGUUACUGACAUUUGUUGUUCCAACAAAGAGAGAAAUCAGAAAAUUUGGGAGUGUUCAUAUCAGAAAAACAUUUUUGUGUUGUUCAAGUAUAUUCAGCGAACCAGUUACUUUUCAAUGCAAAUGUCUCAGAAGCAUAAAGUGUCCUAUGGCUCUAACAGGUUCAACAUUGAGCAUGUGCAAAAUCUGGCGUCAUGUUGCAUCCUGAAAAGUGAGAACCUAGACUACUACUCAUCCUCUGAUAACAGUAGCCAUGCAACCUAUCCUUCUGUUCGUACUUUAGAGCAAUAUUGCACCCUGGAAUCUUCCACAAACAACAGUUUCCCUUCCCUAAAUUCCCCAUCUACUAUCAGUUUCUCACCUAACAAUAGCCCACUCUCAAAUCUACAGUCAAAAUCAUAUGUGUUGAGUUCGCAGAAUUCUCUUGAAAUUAUGAAUGAUUCGCUCAAAAAUGAGUCUUGCUUGACACACAAUGACGAUGACCUGAGGCACAAGAUAAGAGAGCUUGAAAGUGCUAUGUUGGGACAUGAUGCAGAUAUGCUGGAUAUAUAUGAUACUGUUAUCCCAGAAGAAUCUGAUUCAUUUUUGCUAGAGGCAGAAAGGUGGAAAAGAAUGAUGGAAAUGAUAUCUAGAGGAGAUUUGAAAGAGAUGCUUUGUACAUGUGCAAAAGCAGUGGCAGGAAAUGAUAUGGAGACAACUGAAUGGUUGAUGUCAGAGUUGCGGAAAAUGGUCUCCGUGUCUGGCAAUCCAAUCCAACGAUUGGGAGCAUACAUGUUGGAGGCUCUUGUUUCACGGCUGGCCUCUUCAGGAAGCACGAUCUACAAAGCCUUGAAAUGUAAAGAGCCUACUGGUAGUGAACUCCUUUCACACAUGCAUCUACUAUAUGAAAUCUGUCCAUAUCUCAAAUUUGGGUACAUGUCAGCAAAUGGAGCUAUUGCCGAAGCCAUGAAGGAAGAAAGUGAAGUCCACAUUAUUGAUUUUCAGAUUAACCAGGGUAUUCAGUGGGUAAGCCUAAUCCAAGCUCUUGCUGGCAGACCUGGAGGACCCCCCAAGAUCAGAAUAACAAGUUUUGAUGACUCAACUUCAGCUUAUGCCAGGGGAGGGGGCCUUGAAAUUGUUGGAGAAAGGUUAUCAAAACUUGCACAAGCAUAUAACAUACCCUUUGAGUUCCAUGCUAUAGGAGCUUCUCCCACUGAGGUGGAACUUAAAGACCUUGAACUUCAACCUGGUGAAGCUAUUGCUGUGAAUUUUGCCAUGAUGCUGCAUCAUGUUCCAGAUGAAAGUGUGGAUAUUCAGAACCAUCGUGACCGGUUGGUGAGAUUGGCAAAGUUCUUGUGUCCUAAGAUUGUGACACUAGUUGAGCAAGAAUCAAAUACUUGUGUCCCAUUCUUGCCCCGUUUUAUGGAGACAAUGAACUACUACUUGGCUGUUUUUGAAUCAAUUGAUGUUGCUCUACCGAGGGAGCAUAAAGAAAGGAUUAAUGUGGAACAGCAUUGUUUGGCUCGAGAAGUUGUCAACUUAAUAGCAUGUGAAGGGGCAGAAAGAGUAGAACGUCAUGAGCUUCUAAGGAAGUGGAGAUCGCGUUUCGCAAUGGCUGGAUUCACACCAUAUCCAUUGAACUCCUUUAUUAACAGUUCAAUAAAAAAUCUUCAGCAAAGCUACCGAGGACAUUACACUCUAGAAGAGAGAGACGAUGCUAUAUGUCUUGGUUGGAUGAAUCAAGUACUUAUUACCUCUUGUGCUUGGAGGUGAUUUUGUUAUUGCAGAUUUUUAUAUAGUUUAUGUAUCAUCCUAAUCUUCUAUGGCAGAAUUUCUUAGUUCAUAGUUAAAUUACUCUAUAGUUUGUUAAAAUGUACACAGGAUUUUAUGACAAUAAUGCCAGUACCAGCAAGCAGGAUCUCGUCAAAAAAAUUAAAAAAUUAAAA
Messenger RNA from Cajanus cajan (pigeon pea), 2208 nucleotides. Its product is annotated as scarecrow-like protein 21. The record is from RefSeq and is a predicted model, not a curated record. Lineage: Eukaryota; Viridiplantae; Streptophyta; Magnoliopsida; Fabales; Fabaceae.